Molecule: messenger RNA, 2495 nt
Organism: Drosophila virilis
Lineage: Eukaryota; Metazoa; Arthropoda; Insecta; Diptera; Drosophilidae
Gene: Kap-alpha3
Product: karyopherin alpha3
Biological process (GO): NLS-bearing protein import into nucleus
Cellular component (GO): cytoplasm; nucleus
Molecular function (GO): nuclear import signal receptor activity; protein binding
Source: RefSeq, a predicted model, not a curated record
CUUUAGUCACGUCGCUGUCACGAAUUGCAAUUUUUAUAUCAAAAAAAAAAGAAAAGGUUUAAUCACUAUAUCAUAGGCCUGUACGGUGUCAGUCCAGCGAUAAUUACGGAGAACACAAGUUGAAAAUAAGUGGACAACGAAUAAAAUAUAAAAGCCACGAACUUAUUUAGAAAAUUAACAGGAAAGGCAUUUCGAUUUAGAUUGCAAGUUGUUGGAAGUCGCAUAUAUACACAUAUACACACAUAAACAGUGAAAAUGACAUCGCUGGAUCAAAAUCGCUUGCAAAACUUUAAAAACAAAGGAAAGGAUCAAGAUGAGAUGCGUCGUCGCCGCAAUGAAGUUACCGUGGAAUUGCGCAAAAAUAAGCGCGACGAAACGAUUCUGAAGCGUCGCAAUGUGCCCAACCUGGACUCCAACACAGAUGAGGAUGAGCAAUUGCCCAACUCGAUAAAUCUCAAGAAACUUGCUCAGGCCGCCGCUGAUCCAUCGAAACCGGAUCAACAGUUGGCCGCCGUUCAAGCGGCACGCAAAUUGCUAUCAUCGGACAAAAAUCCACCCAUCAAUGAUCUGAUCAACAGCGAUAUAUUGCCCAUUCUGGUUGAAUGCCUGAAGCAACAUAAUCACACAAUGCUCCAGUUUGAGGCCGCAUGGGCAUUGACCAACAUUGCAUCAGGGACUUCCGAUCAAACCAAUCAGGUGGUUGCUGCAGGUGCUGUGCCGCUCUUCCUUCAAUUACUGAACUCACCCGCUCCGAAUGUCUGCGAACAAGCCGUAUGGGCGCUGGGCAAUAUCAUUGGCGAUGGACCCUUGUUGCGUGAUUUCGUUAUUAAGCUUGGCGUUGUGCAGCCGCUGCUGUCGUUCAUUAAGCCCGAUAUACCCAUAUCUUUCUUACGUAAUGUCACCUGGGUGAUUGUGAAUUUGUGCAGAAACAAGGAUCCGCCGCCACCAGCUGCCACAAUACAUGAAAUCCUGCCUGCACUCAAUGUGCUGAUCCAUCACACUGACACAAACAUCUUGGUCGAUACGGUUUGGGCCAUCAGUUAUUUGACCGAUGGCGGCAACGAACAAAUCCAAAUGGUUAUCGAUAGCGGUGUGGUCCCCAAGCUGAUACCGCUGCUGGGCAACAGCGAGGUUAAGGUACAGACGGCAGCAUUGCGUGCUGUGGGCAACAUUGUUACCGGAUCGGAUGAGCAGACACAAGUGGUACUCAAUUACGAUGCACUAUCGUAUUUCCCAGCGCUGCUGUCGCAUCCGAAGGAAAAGAUACGCAAGGAAGCUGUCUGGUUUCUAUCGAACAUCACCGCCGGCAACGAAUCCCAGGUGCAGGCUGUCAUCAAUGUUGGCCUGCUGCCGAAAAUCAUUGACAACCUAAGCAAGGGCGAAUUCCAGACACAGAAAGAGGCAGCUUGGGCCAUAAGUAAUCUAACCAUUAGCGGCAGACCCGAGCAAGUGUUUACAUUAAUCAAGGAGGGUGUUAUACCGCCAUUCUGCGAUCUGCUCUCGUGCCAGGACACACAAGUGAUCAAUGUUGUGCUGGAUGGUCUCAACAAUAUGCUCAAAGUGGCUGCAUCACAUGUGGAGGAGGUUGCCAAUUUGAUUGAGGAAUGCGAAGGACUCGCCAAAAUUGAACGUCUGCAAAACCAUGAGAAUAUUGAGAUCUACAAGCUGGCAUACGAAAUUAUUGAGAAAUACUUUACAGAGGGCGAACAAUCUAACCUGGCACCGACUUCUGAUGGCACAGAAUACAACUUUGAUCCGAAUACAGACAAACUACCAAUGAACUCGUUCAACUUUUAAUACCAAUGGCUGAGACCAGUACCGUAUGCACACACAAAAAACAAACACACACACACACUUCUGAUUUGGUGUAUACUCGAUUGAAAGCAUAAAGCAAUACGAUUUCGAGCGAUACUCUGCCCAUUUACCAACAAAAAAACAACAGCCACACUGACAGCGAAAAAAAAGGAUAAUUAUUAUGCACAUUCUAUAUGACAGCUUGGUUAUAUUAUACAAUAACAAUUAUACAUACACACACAAACACACGAACUAAAAUCGUUGCAGCAAAACAGUUUUUUUUUUUAAAUAAUUUGUGUUUUCAAACAUACAUAACUCUAUGUAUGUCAACAUAUAACAAAAUAAGAACGAAAAAAAUUAUGAUUUGUUAAACUUUGUCUGAUGCAUGUUGCAAUAGCGAAAUCCUUUUUUAGAUUAUUUAUGUUUUCAUUCAAUUGAAUAAGUUUAAAAAUCAUAUGUCAUUCAAUAUUUAGUAUAUACUUCUUCAAACGGGCUGUAAAGGCGCAAACGAAAUAUUGCAACUGCAACAAAUGUGCUAAAAAAUAAAGCAAAAAUAACAAUAACAAACAAAAAAUUACACAGGAAUGAUAAAAUUUGUAGAACUAUUUGAUUUGUAAUGAAUAAUUUUAAUGACAUGUACGCCUUUGAUUUGUAAUUGAAAUUACAUAUACAUUUCUAACAUGAAAAACGAUAAAAAAAAA